This is a messenger RNA of Fonsecaea erecta, 522 nucleotides long. RefSeq lists its product as hypothetical. The record is from RefSeq and is a predicted model, not a curated record. The transcript has a single exon. The coding region runs from base 1 to 522 and encodes 173 amino acids. Lineage: Eukaryota; Fungi; Ascomycota; Eurotiomycetes; Chaetothyriales; Herpotrichiellaceae.
AUGUUUCGGGCAGUCUUCGACAACGCUGAGUCUUUUAAGACCUUCAAAUCGGUAAUGAACUCAUCGCGCCACCUCUUGGAAAUUUUGGUAACACGCCUCGACGAGAUGUAUGCCUUCGAAAUACCCUCCAAAAUCGCGUUCUUGAUUUCAAGAGGGGCUGAUCCGUGCUUCCGCGACGAACAUUCAGAAACCUACCUCCAUAGGGUUCUGAAAAGGGCUAGACGCGAUCACCAUCGCUUGAUGGACGAGAACCUUGUCACCAGUACACACCAUGGAGAGUUGAAAGACAUUCUCGUGCUCUUUGUUACUGCUGGCGCAAAUGUCUGUGCGGUCAAUGAUCGCGGAGAGAGCGUCUCAGACGUUGCAAUAAAGUCUGGCUUCAGGUUAGAGUGGGAGGAAACUCUGGAGGAGUGCGGAUACAAUGUAUUCGACGUCUUCAACCACGAUUAUGAGCAGGACGACAUCCAUUGUCGGGAGAGACAGCGGCCUUUACUGACAUUCACGGAGUAUCUCGAGGUGUGA